GCAAUCCUCCAUGCUCUUGUAAGGCAGCUUCCCAUCCGGCCCCCUCGGAGCAUUGGCCGACCACUGCGUCCGCUGCUUCAGCUGCGCCUUGGCCUCGCUGAAGAAAGCCAGCUGCCCAAAGUUGAGCGCCAUGGCACGCACCACCGUCGGAGCCGCACCGGCCCAAAGAGCACCAACGCCCUCGCUCUUCGCAAUCGAAGUGAGGGCAUCAAUCACAGACUUGUAAUUCUUCCUUUCGGCCACCGGCUUCAACCCAUCACUCUGCAUGCGGAUCAACGCCAGAUCGGCCGGGUUGCCCAGCAUGGCAGCCAGACCACCGGCCGACAAACCAGCAGUGGCACGCUCCGAAAAGCCAACCUGCUUUCCGUUCGCCUUGGCCCGGGCCGACAGGCUGCCCAUAAAGGUGUCGAAAAACCCAAUGCGGGCGGUCGUGUACACGGCCUGUCUGAGCAGACCGGCCGAGAGCCCGGUAUACAAAUCGAGCGCCUUUCCGCUGGCCAAGAUGUCGCGAGUCACCGAGAUGGGCGUCGGCUUCGGUCCACCAGCCACACCCUCGCCCGCAAGCUGGAUGCGCACCUUGAUCAUGUCGACGGGCUGAAUCACCGUCGUGGCAACCAUCCCGCUGAGGCCGCCAUUGAUAAAAGGAAGCGCCGCCCGGACGAGGGGCGUGUGGAGGAAAUCGCUGGCGGCGGGGAGGUUGUCGUUCUUCAUUGA
Podospora anserina S mat+ is the source of this 714-nucleotide messenger RNA. RefSeq lists its product as uncharacterized. The annotation marks the transcript as partial. The record is from RefSeq and is a predicted model, not a curated record. Lineage: Eukaryota; Fungi; Ascomycota; Sordariomycetes; Sordariales; Podosporaceae. The transcript has a single exon.